This is a messenger RNA of Racocetra persica, 300 nucleotides long. The record is from the annotation of a GenBank genome assembly. NCBI's taxonomy places the organism in Eukaryota, Fungi, Glomeromycota, Glomeromycetes, Diversisporales, Gigasporaceae.
AUGUGUUGUUUUGAUUGGUUAAUUUUUAUCUUUACAUCUGUGUUAAGUUUAUCCGAGAAGUUAUUGUUUCUUUAUUUGGUAAUUUCAUAUCCCUAUGUCGUUGGUAAGAAUAAAAAUCUUCCUAGUCCAGAAGCACAAUACCAAGAGGUUGAAAUAACAGAAGAUGAUCGUAUUUAUGAUAUUUUAAGAAAAAUGGACCAUCUAUAUCUCUUACUAUACAAAGUAACUAUUCAGAUCGCACCGAAUAAUAAAUUCAAUCCUAAAGAGACCAUCACUACUACCACCGAAUUAAAUGCAUAG